This is a messenger RNA of Cyphellophora europaea CBS 101466, 1065 nucleotides long. RefSeq lists its product as uncharacterized. Gene Ontology annotation, cellular component: membrane. The coding region runs from base 1 to 1065 and encodes 354 amino acids. NCBI's taxonomy places the organism in Eukaryota, Fungi, Ascomycota, Eurotiomycetes, Chaetothyriales, Cyphellophoraceae. The record is from RefSeq and is a predicted model, not a curated record. The transcript has a single exon.
AUGGCAAGAUUCCAGUGCUAUCCCGUCGACGACCCGAAUUCACUAUGGCUCUUCUGCCCUUCAUACAACGCGGCAAUCGCAUUUUCCGUACUGUUCGGCCUGACUAUCCUGGCUCACAUCUUCCAAGCCUGUCUGCACCGCAAACCAUUCCUCAUCGUUCUGAUCAUGGGGAAUCUAUGGGAAGUCGGCGGCUACAUCGCCCGCACGUUCUCCGUCACGGAGCAGAAGAACGUGACAUACUACACCUUCCAGCAGCUCCUCAUCAUCCUCGCCCCGCUCUGGAUCAACGCAUUCUGCUACAUGUGCCUGGGACGUAUGAUACACUGCUUUAUGUCUCCCAAAGAGGACAAGGUCUUCGGCUUGCGCGCGCGCCACCUUGGAACCAUGUUCGUGCUUGCUGAUAUCUUCGCCUUCAUCGUACAGCUCUCCGGCGCCAUGCUGCUCGGACCCGACAUGUCCGCCUCCCUGCAGAAGACCGGCCUGAAUGUCUACAUGGGCGGCGUCGGGAUGCAACUUUUCUUCAUCUUUGUCUUCCUGAGCAUCGCCGUCAAAUUCCAGCUCAUGCUCCGCCAUCACGGCGCCUACUACACCACUCUUGGCAGCAGCAGCAGUAGCAACAGCAACAACAACGAUCUCUCAGCCGCUGAACUGGCUCACAACACCACCUACGACCCCAACCGCACGUCCUCUCUAGACCCCAACAUCCUCCACCACCAAACCUCCCAAGCCCCCACCCGCGCCCUACCACUGCUCUACGCCCUCUACGCAGCCCUGACCCUCAUCGUCUUCCGCAACCUCUACCGCCUCAUCGAAUUCUCCGCCGGCGUCGAAUCCUCCAUCACCAAGAACGAGUGGUACACCUUCGUCUUCGACUCGACGCCCAUGCUGCUCGCGUUGUUGCUCUUCAAUGUGUUUCACCCGGGUAGGUUCCUCAAGGGCCCCCGAGCGGACUUUGAGAUGGAAAAGGAGGAGAGGAGAACGGAGAAGAGGGCGAGGAAGGAGGCGAAGAGGGAGGCGAAGAUGGCCGUGGAGGGGAAAGGAGGAAAGGGCAGGGGGGUGGCAUGA